Molecule: messenger RNA, 1488 nt
Organism: Daphnia pulicaria
Lineage: Eukaryota; Metazoa; Arthropoda; Branchiopoda; Diplostraca; Daphniidae
Exons: 7
Coding region: 510-1205 (231 amino acids)
Source: RefSeq, a predicted model, not a curated record
CGGGAAGUUUUGCAUCAUUAUCAAGAAGUAAAAUAUGUCGUCGUACUGAUGUUGGGUGUCGUAUCGGCUCGGUCAACCACUGGUGUACUGAUGUCUUCUGGGUCUGGCGGGUGUGAAACCGCAACGCCGCACGUUACUACACCGACGUCCCCAAGUACUACACCACCAAGUCUCCAGAUUAUUACACCACAACUUCGCUGCCCUGAGCUACUACACCGAAUUCCCGAAAAAUUAUUCUUCCCCGAGCUACGCCAUGAAUAGUGUCGAGUACUACACCGAGCCCCCUAAUUACUACACUACUACAUAUCACGGGAGAGAAAAGGCGAUAGAUAUCAGUCGAAUGGUUAUCACUGAUAUGGCAACAUCUGCAGUGCAGUAGUCGUCACCAACUGCAUUCUUCGUCGUACCACCAGUUUUUGCAAUCAUGGUAAACUAUUUUGUCGUGCUGCUGUUGGGUGUCGUUUCGUUGAUGGCCGAGUCGACCACUGGUGUACUAAUGUCUCCUGGGUAUGGUGGAUACCAAAGCACGACGCCGCCGUCGUACUAUGCAACAACAACAUAGACACGACCAGUUACUACACCGAGGCCCCCAAGUACUACACCACCAAGGAACCAGAGUGUUACACAACUACAAAUGCCGCGCCAGCUUAUUACACCGAGGCCCCCAAUAUUACUCUGCUCCCAGCUACUACACCGAGGUUCCAGCUUAUUACACCACUAAAACAGUCGAAUACUACACAGAAGUAAUCAUUGUAAACUAUGGCGUGCUGUUGUUGGGUGUUGGAUCGUUGAUGGCUGGAUUGACCACUGGUGUGCCAAUGUCUCCUGGGUAUGGCGGGUAUCAAACCACUACGCCGGCGUCCGACCUGCUCGUCAAUAACAAAUACGCAACGACCAGUUACUGUACUGAGGCCUCCAAGUACUACACCACCAAUUCACCGGAGUAUUACACAACUACGUAUGCAGCGCCAGCUUACUACACCGAGGCUCCCAAGUACUACUCUGCUCUCAGCUACUGCUCCGAUGCGCCAAAGUACUACUCUUCCCCGAGCUACACAACCCUAACUGAGGCGGCCAAGUAUUACGUAGCCUCAACUUUCUACACAACUGCUGCCCCUUCGUAUUACGCUGAACCGAAAUACUACACCGUUUACUACACCACAACCUACGCUACACUCUACUACUACACCGAAGCUCUGAAGUAGUACACUACGAAGGGACCUGAGUGCUAUGCCACUACAUACGAAGCUACGACCUACUACACCGAAGCUUCGAAGUGUUACUCUGCCUCCAGUUACUACACCGCUAAGGUAUCUGAAUGUUACACACGACCUACGCUUCUCCAACUUACUACAGGGAGGUUCCUAAAUAUUAGAACCGAAUUUGUUUUAUUUAUUUUUGUAUAGAUCUUCUGUCACACAAUAGUUACUUGUUACUGGUAAUUGUUGUUGAUCUUAAGUGAGAUAAUACACUUUUUACAGCGGGUAA